AUAUCAAAACCUCACCACAAAUUCUCCCCACUCAAAAGAAAAAAAGAUAACAAAACCCAUCCAUUAGCUAUUCUUAGCUUAUUCUUCCACCACCCCAAAAAACCAUGAAUUCAUCCAUCCUUCCAUUCACCAAAUCCAUUACAACUUCACCUUACAAUAUAUUCACAUCCCACAAACAUAAUUUCCAACCUCACACACUCUUUAUCACAAGAACAAGCAGUAGUGACAACACUUCUAACACCACUUCUGAUGACAACCCAAUAUUGCCACCAUCAUCAGACAAGAAUUCUGCUGCUGCAGUUCAGAUAAAGUUCAAACGAGGCGCGAGGCGAAAAACGCGAAGAAAAGAAAAUGGGUUUGAUGAUAAUAAUACCAUGAUGGCUAAAAAGGAAGUGGUGAAAAAAGAUUGGGAGGAAAUGACAUUAAGUGAAAAAGCAUUGGAAUUAUAUGUAGGAGAAAAGGGAUUAUUGUUUUGGAUUAAUAAGUUUGCUUAUGCUAGUAUUUAUAUUAUAAUUGGAGCUUGGAUUUUGUUUAGGUUUGUUGGUCCUGCUCUUAAUCUUUAUCAACUUGAUGCUCCUCCAUUAUCUCCUACUGAUGUACUCAAGGGAUCUCCUUCUAAAUGAUAAUAAUAAACAAACUACUCACACAUUAUUAUUCAUAAUUGUAUUAUUAUCAUUAUAUAGGUGAUACAAUUAAUACAAAGUUUUCCCUACUUUUAGUCA
Messenger RNA from Erigeron canadensis, 722 nucleotides. RefSeq lists its product as uncharacterized. Lineage: Eukaryota; Viridiplantae; Streptophyta; Magnoliopsida; Asterales; Asteraceae. Gene Ontology annotation, cellular component: chloroplast. The record is from RefSeq and is a predicted model, not a curated record. The transcript has a single exon. Bases 105 to 623 code for a protein of 172 amino acids.